Alternaria burnsii is the source of this 5034-nucleotide messenger RNA. RefSeq names its product p-loop containing nucleoside triphosphate hydrolase protein. NCBI's taxonomy places the organism in Eukaryota, Fungi, Ascomycota, Dothideomycetes, Pleosporales, Pleosporaceae. Gene Ontology annotation, molecular function: ATP binding; DNA translocase activity; nucleic acid binding. The coding region runs from base 1 to 5034 and encodes 1677 amino acids. Gene Ontology annotation, biological process: double-strand break repair via synthesis-dependent strand annealing; reciprocal meiotic recombination. The transcript has 2 exons. The record is from RefSeq and is a predicted model, not a curated record. Gene Ontology annotation, cellular component: nucleus.
AUGCAUCGUCCGAGAACCCUCGCAGCCGGCGAGGCCACCCCUGCGAAGCCUGCGGCGCGUCUAUAUGGUGGCACUCCGCAGUCAACCGAACGUCUCAUCAAACCCUUUCGGUGUCCCGGAUCAGCAACAGUAUCCAGUGUUUCUACGAAACCUGCACGGAAGAGGAGGAAGGUCGAUUACUCUGGUGCUGGCGGUGAAGAUGGGGAGAGCGACAAGCCAUAUUCGAAUGAAGACCGAUUAGCUCUCGCCACUCGAGAUGCAAACCGAUUUCCUGUCUUCAAGCCAAAAGACAAAGAUACCGCAUUCAGGACCAAGUUCAUCGUACCUCUGGUCAACAAGGAUGUGGGCGCCUAUAAUCCGAAUCGACCAGCGCCACUGCUUGGUAUGCGAACAGGAACCGUCUUUGUUGCGCGACCGCUGCACGACCCCAGCGGAGAGUUUGCGAUUGUACUCUACGACCCGACAGUCGACGAUAAGCCGGUAGAGAAGGAAGAAGCGGAGCCAAAAUUGAGCCAGACAGAGAAGCAGGAGAUGGAGGCUCCGUUAGUGCACAAGAGUUUGGCAGAGAUACUGGGUUUGAAGAAGAAGGUGGACAAUGAACGGCCACGCGUACCAGUCGUUAUAGAUCCAAGACUUGCUAAAGUUCUUCGACCGCAUCAAGUCGAAGGUGUAAAGUUCCUGUACCGCGCCACAACAGGUAUGAUCGACCCCAAGGCGAACGGAUGUAUCAUGGCAGACGAGAUGGGUCUCGGAAAGACGCUACAGUGUAUCGCUCUCAUGUGGACGCUGCUGAAACAGUCACCCGAUGCUGGCAAGUCGACGAUACAAAAGUGCGUCAUCGCUUGUCCGUCGAGUUUAGUGAGGAAUUGGGCGAACGAGCUUGUCAAAUGGCUUGGAAAGGACGCUGUCACCCCCUUCGCCAUUGACGGCAAGGCGUCGAAAGAGGAGCUUAUCCAGCAAAUACGACAAUGGUCGAUCGCAUCAGGACGCGCAGUUGUCAGACCUGUCCUCAUUGUAUCAUACGAAACCCUGCGCCUCUACGCCGACGAGUUUGGACAAACACCUAUCGGUUUGAUGCUUUGUGAUGAAGGGCAUCGACUGAAGAACGGUGACAGUUUGACGUUUACUGCGCUCAACAACUUGAACGUGCAGAGGCGAGUCAUCCUAUCGGGUACACCCAUUCAGAACGAUCUAUCAGAGUACUUCGCGCUACUCAACUUUGCCAACCCCAACUACCUCGGCACACGUAUGGAGUUCCGCAAGCAAUACGAAAUUCCCAUUCUGAAAGGUCGCGAUGCCAACGGUACAGACGAGGAUGUUAAGAAGGGCACUGAACGGCUCAAUGAGCUUCUUGGCUUGGUCAAUAAGUUCAUCAUUCGGCGAACCAACGACAUCCUCUCCAAAUACCUGCCAGUCAAGUAUGAGCAUGUCGUAUUCUGCAACCUCGCGCCUUUCCAGAAGGAUCUAUACAACCACUUCAUCAAGUCACCCGACGUCCAGAGUCUCCUCCGUGGCAAGGGUUCACAGCCACUCAAGGUCAUCGGCAUGCUCAAGAAACUCUGCAACCACCCCGAUCUUCUCAACCUUCCCGAAGACUUGCCCGGCUGCGAAGACAAGCUACCCGACGACUUCGUGCAAAAGGAUGCGAGAGGCAGAGAUCGCGAAGUCAAGGUCUGGUACUCUGGAAAGAUGGCUGUCCUGGAUCGUAUGCUGGCUCGCAUCCGCGCGGAGACAAACGACAAGAUCGUGCUGAUUUCCAACUACACGCAAACCCUUGACAUCUUCGCCAUGCUCUGUCGGUCCCGCGGUUAUGGCUGUUUUCGCCUUGACGGCACAAUGAAUGUGUCUAAACGGCAAAAGCUCGUCGACAAAUUCAACGACCCCGAGUCCCCCGAAUUCGUCUUCCUCCUCUCCUCAAAAGCCGGUGGAUGCGGUCUCAAUCUCAUCGGCGCCAAUCGCCUUGUCCUCUUCGACCCAGAUUGGAACCCAGCUGCUGAUCAACAAGCACUCGCGCGUGUAUGGCGUGACGGCCAAAAGAAGGAUUGUUUCGUAUACCGCUUCAUCACCACAGGCACCAUUGAAGAAAAAGUCUUCCAGCGCCAAUCCCAUAAACAGGCUUUAUCGAAUUGUGUUGUCGAUUCUGCGGAGGAUGUUGAGCGCCACUUCUCUCUCGACUCCCUUCGCGAACUUUUCCAGUAUCGCGACAACACUACGAGCGACACGCACGAUACUUUCAAGUGCAAGAGGUGUAGGAAGGAAGAUGGAAAGCAGGUCAUCAAGGCGCCGGCUAUGUUGUACGGUGAUACGAGUUCCAAAAGGUGGUCCCAAAUGAACCAUUCCGAGCACACUAGCGCCACUUGGUCUGAGCUUCAACAUUUCGUAGACAGCUCCACCGUCCGUCACGACCUCCACACCACAAACUUCGCACACCCCAAUAAUCUCGACACGAUACCUUCCGAACCCUCGCGCGCACCACACAGCAUGGAUUCGAAACGCCGCAAGACCGGCGACCAAGACAUCAGCGCGCUGAGGCUUGCGUCGCGCCAGAAAUACCUUGCUGAACGAGAAGCGCAACAACUCGCCCUACUUCGCCGCCAGGUUGCAGAGGAAGCAGAAGAGGAGGAGAGAUUGGGGGAUAAAUUAUCGGCAAGGGAACGUCAGGAGUUUAGAAAUAACAGGAAAACUCUGGAGUUGGCAGAGGCGCGUAAUGCUAUCGAUGAUUCGGGAGAAGGCUACAUACUGCCCGAUGCGGACUAUUCGAAUAAGCAUGAGGCCCUUACCAAACGACACAAAGACAAGGUUUAUGAGAAGAGCGAGGUUCAACUAUGGGAAGAGGAGCAGAUGAAGAAGAUCAAGAGUCAGCCUAAGCCCAAGGCGACGGAUCGUGUUCAAGAGGAGGACUAUGAGUAUGUCUUCGACACAUCCAACGAAGUACAGUUUCAGGUGGACGCCUCGACUCGUGUGGAUGUGGACAAGCAGAUGUUGCAGCGCCAGCUAGAUGAAGCAGAGAAAAGGGCUUCUAGUAUUGAGGAGGUUCGACGAAGUUUGCCAGUCUAUAAGUUCCGGGACGAACUACUCGCCGCUGUGGAUCAACAUCAGGUUAUCGUUGUCGUCGGUGAAACUGGAUCCGGAAAGUCGACUCAAAUCCCGCAAUACGUCCAUUCUGCUCUUGAUUCGAGCGGUAUGAUUGCUGUCACACAACCACGACGAGUUGCGGCUAUGAGUGUUGCCAAGCGUGUAGCAGAAGAGUUUGGCUGUAAGCUUGGGAACGAAGUGGGUUACAGCAUUCGUUUCGAGGACAAGACUGGGCCGAAGACAAAGAUCAAAUUCGCCACAGACGGUGUGUUGCUACAGGAGGCGAAGUCCGAUCCGCUACUCUCGAACUACUCUUGCAUCAUGAUUGACGAGGCCCACGAACGGUCCCUACAAUCCGACUUGCUACUGGUUCUCUGCAGGGAAGUUUGCCAUGCUCGACCAGACUUCAAACUCCUCAUCCUUAGUGCUACUAUCAACGCUGCGCACUUCUCACAGUACUUCCACAACUGUCCUAUCUUCUCAAUUCCUGGUCGAACCUUUCCUGUGGAGGUUUUGUAUUCUAAAGCGCCAGAAGCAAAUUACCUUGCAGCAAGCAUCACGACUGUGAUGCAGGUACAUAUUUCUGCAGAGCCAAAAGGGGACAUUUUAGUCUUCUUGACAGGUGAGGAAGAGAUUCAAGCGGCUAUGGAGAGCAUAGAGGAAACGAAGAAAAAGCUUGGAUCAAGGAUUAGAGAGCUCGUCGUAUGCCCUAUCUACUCUGCUCUCCCGCAGGAUUUGCAACAAAAGGCGUUCGAGCCAGCCCCUCCCAAUGGACGCAAGGUUAUUCUAGCUACCAACAUCGCUGAGACCAGUGUGACCUUCGAAGGCGUGAGGCAUGUUGUCGACACAGGCUACAGCAAAGAAAAUACUUGGGACAGUGUUCGAGGAUUGUCAUCACUUGUCAUAACACCAAUUUCGCGUGCCAACGCAGACCAGAGAAAAGGAAGAGCGGGUCGUACGUCAUCUGGCUGGUGCUAUCGAUUGUAUACUCGAGCCGCCUACUACAACGAGUUACAGCCUGAGAACAUACCUGAGAUCCAACGUACAAACCUCGAUGAGGUAGUGUUAAGCCUCAAGCAACUCGGGAUAACUAACUUGCUUGAGUUUGAGUUCCUGGACAGCCCUUCGAGCACGUCGAUGAUCAAGUCUCUUGAGAACUUGUACGCCCUGGGAGCUUUGGACUCCACAGGAGCUUUAACUCGAUUAGGCCGAAGAAUGGCGGAGUUACCUUUGGAUAUCAAGCUAUCGAAGGCUAUCAUUGAGUCCGAAAAGUACGGUUGUAGAGAGGAAAUCCUCUCGAUCGUCAGUAUGACGGGAGAAUCUGCGACCCUGUUCCUCCGACCCAAAGACAAGAAGGUUGCGGCUGACGCUGCGCGCAAAAGGUUCACAUCGUUAGAAGGGGGUGACUUCAUAACGUAUCUCAACAUCUGGAACGAAUUCGUUGAAAGUGGUUACGACCCAGGGUGGGCACGUGAGAACUAUCUUCAAGGAAGGGUUCUUACACGUGUGCGAGACGUUCGUGACCAAUUGGAGCGACUGGCCGACCGCGUCGAGGUGCCGGAGUCAUCAUGUGGUACCGAUCAUAUCGCCAUUCGAAAGUGCCUUACCGCCGCGUUCUUCACAAAUGCAGCGAGGCUGCAGAGAGAUGGGCAGACCUACCGUGUCCUAGCAAACAGCGGUUUGACCGUCCAUAUUCACCCCUCCUCUCCCCUCAACGAAAGCCGACCGAAGUGGUGCAUAUUCGCUUCUCUGCAGGCAACCUCAAAAGAGUGGAUGAUGACCUGUGCACCUAUCGAGCCAGAUUGGCUGGUCGAGGUAGCACCUCACAUGCACACCGAGAGCUCAAUCUCCAAGCUCGGCGACAACAAGAAGAUGCCAAAGGCGUUGCAGGAGAGGUCGAAGACCAGCGCUGGUCACAACACGACGAUCAAGAGUGGGAUGCCCAUGGGCCAGAAGUAG